This is a messenger RNA of Polistes dominula (European paper wasp), 2025 nucleotides long. Its product is annotated as fibroblast growth factor 17. Gene Ontology annotation, molecular function: growth factor activity. NCBI's taxonomy places the organism in Eukaryota, Metazoa, Arthropoda, Insecta, Hymenoptera, Vespidae. The record is from RefSeq and is a predicted model, not a curated record.
GCGAAUAACACGCUAGUAGGGCUGACUCGCGCCGCUCAGAGUCUCACGGCCCAAAGCCGAUACCGUAGUUUAUUCUUAUUCUUCUUCUUCAUCGUCACCGUCAUCGGAACAACGCGUCGUCGUCGUUGUAGUAGUCGUAGUCGUCGUCGUCGUGCGGUGAUCGAUACGAUAUUAUAACGAUCGCUCUUUUAGUGAUCAUCAGCAGCCCUUACACGCCGAGAAGGAUACGAAUUUGUACGAGACGCCAACGAAAAGUGUUGUUUUACUGCAAAAUAUUUUUUUUCUUGGUUUACUUUUUACGAAUUUUUUAUUCACUUUGGUUCGUCGUUGUUUUGUUUUGGUUUUUUUUUUUUCGUCUUUUUUUCUUUCAUAUAUAUAUCUUACAAGAGAGAUUAUCAACGACGACACAUUGGAUAUAACAUUUCGUUGAUUGAUAAUUCGUCGCGUACGAGUAAUUUGUUGUGUGUUUGUUUCUUUUUUUCUCUUUCAAAUUUGUGAUUUUCAUUUUUUUUCUACUUUUUGUUUUUGUUGUUUGUCACCUGUCCCAACGAUCUUUUUACGAUCACCUCGCUCGUGUAGUGGAAGAAUAAGUUUUCGAUGGCUCUUUGCCGAGGGUCGAGAUGUUUCCACCCUGAAAGAAGACGACAACCCUCGGAGAGGAUAAGCAUCCGAGUCAAGAGCCAAACUGGAAUUUAGUGUUGAUACUUUGGUGAUUUGCGAGGUGCUGCGUAAUAGUUCGAGUCAAAAAUAAAGAAGAUAAUAAAAAACAUUCUUUCAGAGUGAUUACGGAUAUAAAAAAAAAAAAAAAGAGAGAAAAAGAAAUAAAGAAAGAAAGAGAGAGCUAGAAAAGAAGAGAGAAAGUGGAUCGGAUAAUUGUGAAAACAAGUGGAAAAUUUGUUAAUAAGUGUGUGAAAAAGAUAGGAAGUAGUGAAAGAGAGAAAGAAAGAGAGUAUAGUGAGGAUAAUAAAAGUGUAAAAGAUAACAGGAGAAAAGGAAGUAGCGGAAAACGCGUGGUUAGAUGCGUGGAAUUUGAAAACAGCAACCCACAGGCCAGCCCGACGCAAUGCGUCGACGCUGCUGACGCAACGCGCCUGGAUGCGUCUCACUCUGAGCACGUUACCACAGCUUGCCGUUUUAGCGAAGAUUUUGUGCCUCCUGAUGGUGGUGAUGUGCGGGGCGGUACCUGCGAUGGUGCGCUCCGUGAGUCUCUACUCGACUUGCAGCAGCGGCAAUGUUACCGUAAUGGGCCGCUCGAUCAAGGCCGUGGGACGCAGCGAUGACAAUGCACCCUACCAGAAGCUCACGACACAGUCCGAGGACUUCAGUAGGAAGUUGUAUAUCUUCGCGGAAAAAAGCCAGCGAUACAUUUGCUUCAACAAGCGGUGGAAACUCGUCGGCUUGCCGAAGAAACAGAAAGGACCGAUGUGCCAGUUUUACGAGGUAUACAACGGGUCGUAUCUCAGGUACAGGAGCGUGGCCGACGGUACGCGAUACCUCGGUUUCAACAAGCUCGGCAAACCGAUGAAAAAUCCCCAUGGUAGACAGGAAUGUUUCAACUUCAUCAAGUACAAUCCUCAUGCCGAUAUAAACCACCAUAACAGCCUGGUGAACGCGGAUAUGGGUGGUAUGGAACCGAGAGAACCUUACGUGCUAUCAAGAAAGCCUUCACCGAUGAGGGCAACGAAGAACUCGCUGAUACAAGCCGACAGUAGUGGUGUGAGGCAGCAACAACAGCAACAACAACCGCAACAACAGCAGCAACAACAUUCAGCAGGGCACACGACGCAUCGUCAUCGGCACUCGAAUCGUUGGAAGAAUCGACAGGACGAAGAGGAACACUCGGCGAUGCAACGAAGACGACACGAGAGUCGUCUCCUCGUCGAGGCCAGCAAGUAUUGAGCCGGAAAAAGCAUUGGCUCGCCGAUCAAGACUGCCUCUUUAAAUCCACACACGCAACACACAUAUACAUACAUGUAGUAGUACACGCGAUAUACACAAAGCGUACACAAAAUACAUACAUAUAUA